Bufo gargarizans (Asiatic toad) is the source of this 6086-nucleotide messenger RNA. RefSeq names its product guanine nucleotide-binding protein G(q) subunit alpha. The transcript has 7 exons. Gene Ontology annotation, biological process: adenylate cyclase-modulating G protein-coupled receptor signaling pathway; action potential; phospholipase C-activating dopamine receptor signaling pathway. NCBI's taxonomy places the organism in Eukaryota, Metazoa, Chordata, Amphibia, Anura, Bufonidae. Gene Ontology annotation, cellular component: heterotrimeric G-protein complex. The record is from RefSeq and is a predicted model, not a curated record. Gene Ontology annotation, molecular function: GTPase activator activity; G protein-coupled receptor binding; GTPase activity. The coding region runs from base 815 to 1894 and encodes 359 amino acids.
AUAGAAUUACAUGCAUGGACUAGGCGAAAGCGAAAAACCUCGCUCUUUGUAUGAAGUAGACGGCACGGCGGAGGACAUGGCAGGCACAAAGCCCACAGGAUGCAGGGGGGACAGUGAGAGUCGUGCACAGUGAGUGAGACCCGUCGCCGUGUGAUAUUCCCUGGGAUUUGCGCUCCUGUCUAACUGUCUAUUCCUGUUCGCUGGGAGAAGGUCCGCCAUAUUCUGCCUUACCACGCCCGGGGAGCAGAGCCAUUGAAAAGGCUGGCAGGGGAAAUGAUUGGAGACAGACACAGUGAAUGCCACCGACAAUACACUGGCAGUGUGCGGGCAUGAAAGGGGCAUUUUCCCAGGAAUAAACCGAACUCGCUCAACGUGAAGCGACUAGAGGAUCGGGAGGAAGGAAAAUAAUGUGUGAGAGGGGGAAGGGCGCAAGCUGUUAGCUCCCUCACUACCGGGUACUUCCCAACAUCCGCAGCAGGUUUGCGCCUCACUGGGAGCCGGGACCAGCCCCGCUGCACGUCUGCCGAGAUCUAGCGCUCUCCUUCCCAUGGAUGUCACCAUGUUGUUUGGUGCAUGGUUCUGAGAGGAGGCGGAGUUGGAGCGGGCGAGUGACAGCAGAUCGGGUGUUAGGUGUCCCCCUGCGCACGGGCAACGGCAGCAAACACCCACCCACUUCAGGGUGCCAUCAGAUCCGCCGGUUACCGGGGGCACCAGAGCUGCCCGUCUCCCCCCCUCCCUUUUAUCCGAGGAGAAGAAGCUGUGACUUGCAGGGUGGGGGUCUGUCUCUAUCCAGCACCACCAGCAGUCAGGAGACAUGACUCUGGAGUCCAUCAUGGCGUGCUGCCUCAGCGAGGAGGCCAAGGAAGCUCGAAGGAUCAACGACGAGAUCGAGAGGCAGCUUCGCCGAGACAAGAGGGACGCCCGCCGGGAGCUGAAGCUGCUGCUGCUGGGCACUGGAGAAAGUGGAAAAAGCACAUUUAUCAAGCAAAUGAGGAUUAUUCAUGGAUCUGGCUACUCUGAUGAAGACAAGAGGGGCUUCACUAAGCUUGUGUACCAGAACAUAUUCACAGCAAUGCAAGCUAUGAUCAAGGCAAUGGAGACCCUUAAAAUUCCAUACAAAUAUGAACACAACAAGGGACAUGCACUGUUAAUUCGGGAAGUUGAUGUAGAGAAGGUGUCCUCAUUUGAGAACCCUUACGUAGAUGCAAUAAAAUAUUUAUGGAAUGACCCUGGCAUACAAGAGUGCUACGAUCGGAGACGGGAAUAUCAAUUGUCUGAUUCUACAAAAUAUUAUCUCAAUGACUUGGACCGUAUCGCAGAUUAUGGAUAUCUACCCUCCCAACAAGAUGUGCUCAGGGUCAGAGUGCCCACAACAGGAAUAAUUGAAUACCCAUUUGAUUUACAGAGUGUCAUCUUCAGAAUGGUGGAUGUAGGAGGGCAGCGAUCAGAAAGGAGGAAGUGGAUCCACUGCUUUGAAAAUGUCACUUCCAUAAUGUUCCUUGUAGCCCUUAGUGAAUAUGAUCAGGUGCUCGUGGAGUCUGACAAUGAGAACCGGAUGGAAGAGAGCAAAGCACUAUUUAGGACGAUUAUCACAUAUCCGUGGUUUCAGAAUUCUUCAGUCAUCCUCUUUCUAAACAAGAAAGAUCUCCUUGAGGAGAAAAUUAUGUACUCCCAUCUAGUUGAUUAUUUUCCGGAGUAUGAUGGACCACAGCGAGAUGCACAAGCAGCAAGAGAAUUCAUCUUAAAGAUGUUCGUAGAUCUGAAUCCAGACAGUGACAAAAUAAUCUACUCUCAUUUCACCUGCGCCACAGAUACGGAGAACAUUCGCUUUGUCUUUGCUGCUGUCAAGGACACUAUCUUACAGCUGAACCUGAAGGAAUACAACCUGGUCUAACUGUGCCUGCUAGCUUUCCCAACCCCUUUUGGGCCAUUGAAGAAAUGCAAAAAGGACUGUAUUAUCUUACCAGUGAAGAAAAGAAACAAUUUGCAUAAUACUAAUUUAUUGCCGUCCUGAGCUCUGUGAAUGAUCACAGAGUUUGUAGUAAUUAUUAUUUUAUUUAAACUAUGUAGAGGAAAAACUGCUGCACUAACAUGGCGGCACCAAUUUUGUAGGAGAAAAACGACUUUUGUUUUGAAUUGUAAGUCGUGCACUCACAAGGGCCUGUUUAAUUUGUAUUGCUUUUUAAUUUUUCAGAAGAGAGCAGGAUGCUCUUGGGCUCCUUCUUUAAAGUAUUUUAACCUUUUCAACUUUAAAAUUACCAUAAAGUUUCCCGUUCAAGAAUCCCUUUCUGAGCCACCUACAUUAGAAGAAAACAAUUAGGCAUAACUUUUUUUUUUUUUUUUUUUUUUUUUAUGAUUAAAUUCAAGCCAUCUUCUUUGCUAAUUUAUAUACUUUUUGAAGGAUAAAAAGUAUUGAUACUGUGAUUUUUAAAUUAUUAACAUGUAUAAAGUAGAUUUGGUUUUUGGUACUGUCUUGUCACUUUGAGGUAAGAUUCAAUGAACUCAUUAAGCAGUAGGUACAUGAGUUCACUCUUCAGCUAUCACAUAAUGAGAUGACAAAAUGGCAGAUAGGUGAGUGCUUAUGUGUGCAAAAAAAAGAAGACGAGAGGGGACUUAGCGUGCCAUUUUUUCUUUUAAGGGAAGGGGGAUUAAACCAUUGGAGAUAUUUCAACACUGAACACUACAUCUCCCCCCAACUUAGUGCAGUGUGUUCCACUAUACCGAUACAUUUCUUUUUUUAGGAUUUUUAAGGUGGUGUUAUAGAGCUUACUAAAUAAUUUGUGCAAAACCAAUAUCCAGUUGCCAAAUUUGGCUCUUUUUUUUGUACUGUACAUAGACCAUUAAAAUGCCAAAACUGACUGAUUAGGUUCCAACUGCAUCUGAUGCCUGCCAAAUAAGCCAUUUCACUUUCAUACAGUAGGUAUUUUAAUUCCUAGUAUUCCAUUAUACUUGCCAAACAGUCUGUGCAUGAAUUACCUACGCAGGUAGCCUUGUAUUUAAAGAUGUUUUUGGUGCCCUGUAUGUUGAGGUGAGGUGCCAUAUGGAUUUUUAUUUGAAAUGAAGCUCUUACUGUGAGCCUCGAAGGACCUGCAACACAGUUUAAGUGCACUCAUUUCCUGACCUUGUUAAUAAGAACAGUUACAAAUAAAAAUAGAGUAAUCCAAGAUUUUUUUUUUAAAUAUGUUCAGACCUGCUGUUAUGUGAUUUAUAUGAGAAAGAAUAUUAAAAAAGAAAAAAAAAAAGAAAUCCAAGUAUUAGUUCUUAAUGAUUAUGAAAUGCACCGAAUAAUGUCUUUCCACAGUUUCCUUUGCACAGCUUUGCCGUUUUCUACUUUUUAUUAUUAUUGUUUUUAUUUUAUUUUUUGCAGUAUACAGUUUGUGGAGUUUUUGCAAGCUGUUCAAAUGGAGGGGGGGGGGGUGCUCAGCUGUGCCAUUUGUUUCAUUGCUAUGCAGCAUGUGGGGGGUGGAAGAGGGUCAUGAAUGCUGAAGCCACUGCCUCAGGGAUGCAGAGAUGAGCUGAGAAUUAAGAAAACACUGAAUGCAGAAUGUUCACGUUUAACCCAUUCAGUCCUGACAUUUGGAAAUGUCCACAGCUGGAAGGAUUAAAUGGAUUAUAUGUUACUACUCUCUAUCCCAAAAAUCCCCCCAUAACUUUUUUUUUUUUUUUUUUUGCUCCCCAAGAAUAUACAUGUAAUUUAACAAGUAUAGUUGAAGAAAAACACUGUUUGUAGGUAUAGUGCAAUUAUAAUUGCUAUAAUCAUUGUACAUACAUCUCUCUAUUUCUAUACAUAUAUAUAUAUAUAUAUGGCAGCAUCCAUAUUGGCUUUGUAAUCAUUAGUUUUUGGCAAACUGAAUGUGCUGUAUUGAUAAAUAUGUAUCUAUGUAAUUGUAUUGUAUGUCUUAUAGCUUAUUCACAUUUCAAAUAUGUUUCCUUUUUUUUGUUUUUGUUUUUUAAGGAGAAUGUACAUUUUAUUAGUUUACCGUCGGGAUUAAUUUUUAUAUAUUUUUUCCUUUCCCACCAUUUAAAUAUUGACUAUAAACAAUAGCUCUGGUACCCAGGUAACAGAUGUCAUCUAAACUCUUUCUAAAUAUGGGUACAGUUUAUAAUGGAUAUCUAAACACAAAAAAAAAGAUAAAAAGAGAAGUGUUCAUUAAUUGCCAACAUGAAAGCUUUCUAUUUGGAGGACUCUGUUAAUGUACAGAAUGUGAAUGGAUUACAUAGUAUAGUGGUUACCUACCAGCACAAGUGUGGGGGUUCAACAUCUUUUCAGUCCUGAGAGGUUUGGAAGCUUGUCACAAUCCAUUGGAAGGACCUGAUUUUUUAGAAGGGUAUAAACAUCCUCGUGAAAAAAGAAUAUAAAAACGAAUAUAUACUUUUUCCAUGGUCCUAGUUGCACACCUAUUACUUUUUGCUAAAAGUAUUUCAGUAACAUAAAGUAUAUCACAUACGUACAGUAUAUUCUACAAGGUGUUAGCACACUUCUAUUGUAUAUAAUUGUCACCAAUGUUGAAUUUCUAGUCAGUGAAAAUAUGAAUAUAUAUUUGUUUUUCUUUUAUUUUUCAAUGAUGCUGUGACAUAAAUGAAAAUUGACACUGAAGCUUCACAAAAUUUUGCAGUAGUUGCUUUUGUUUCGGGGGGUAGGGGUCGUUAGAUUUCUAUGCACCAAUUUCUCUACAGUUAACUUUCUUGAGGAUAGGAAAACAGUGCUGUGUUCUAAGUGCUAACUGCAAAGACAUUUCCUAACCGAACCCUAAAAGAGCAGGCCCAGAGGCUGAGAUUUGUUACAUGUCAUAUUUUUCAACUACAUAUAUCACUGCAAAAAAGUAGACUGACAUCUCUGGAUGUUCUUGGGGCUAUAAUGAUUUCCAAAAAGCGAACAAAUUUCGAGAAAGUGACCAGUGAUUUUUUUUAUUUUUUUUCCUUUUUAAUCCCCCUCUUCCAGUUUGUUUUAUCUGUUUAUUAUGUAGGUAACCAACUCUUGCACAAAACUAAUAAUUUAAUGCACAGGGGUUCCCACUAAGAAUGUAUCAGUGUUUCCAGAUCUAACAGUCAUGCCUUAUAGAGCUCCAGAAUUGAUAUUUGUGCCUGAAACCUAAAUUGUAGGCAAAAAACUUUUUUUUUUCCUUAAAAUAUUGCCAAAAUGGGGUGAUUUUUUUUUUUUAUGCCCUGCAUAGGAACCUAGACCAUUGCUAGCACAAGGAAACUGUAAUAUGAGUGUUUUUUUAUUUUUAUUUUAAAUAACAAUGAAUGCGCUGUACUGCAUUGGUGAGGGUAGGUUACUAUACACAUUUUAAGUGCAGGCUAUCUUGAUGUGCUGGGGUUCAAGUGUUAAUUUUUUAGGUUCUCCUGGCACACAUCAGUUGCCUCAGUGUUGAGGAUAUAUAAUGUGUGGGGGAAGGGGCGCAUAUAAUUGCAUUGCUGGUCCUUACAGCACUUCAGUGAGUGACGUACAUAUGUUUCUCUAAAUGUGCAAGUAAAAAAAAAAAAUAUUAUUUUUUGGGAUUGGUAUGAGUUAAAAUGUGGAGAAAUGGGAUGCAAGGGCUGCAGGAUGUGGCUUUGCUCAUUUUUACUAUCUUUCUGUGGUACAUUGUACACAACUAAAGCUCUUCCUUCCUUUCCUUCUGGUAUUGCAUCACUAAUGGCAUCUUGCCACUCCUAAUAAAAUUGAAUUCAGUGGUUUGCAUUGUAUGAUGUUUUUGACUUUAAGGACAGAUGUCUCCAAUUCUGCUUUUUAUUAACACGGACCAUUAUUGUUUCAAAAAUGUUUUAUAACUAUACAUCCAACCAAAGAUUCACAAAUUGUGCUUCUGGGUGUAUAUAUGUAUAUGUUAAUUUUAUGGCACAUAUGCAGUCAUGUAUGUGCACUACAUGGUUUGCUAUGCUUUCAGUAUGUUAUUCUGGGACGUCGUCAUGUUGCCACAACUUAAACUAGACAGAAGACAGAUGUUGGAAUGUGGUAAACGUUUCAAAUCGAUAAUCAAGCAUCUGUUAAUUUUUAUUUUCAAUUUUAGUUAAUUUGGCUUAAACUUUGAAAUUAUACUUUUUAUUUAAUUGUUUAGUAUCAAAUUAAACAGUGAUGCAUUAUG